This is a messenger RNA of Spodoptera litura, 2324 nucleotides long. Its product is annotated as glucose dehydrogenase [FAD, quinone]. Gene Ontology annotation, molecular function: oxidoreductase activity, acting on CH-OH group of donors; flavin adenine dinucleotide binding. The record is from RefSeq and is a predicted model, not a curated record. Lineage: Eukaryota; Metazoa; Arthropoda; Insecta; Lepidoptera; Noctuidae.
UCUAAUACCUGCUUAUUGUAUUUACUAUCUAAAUAAAUUCAACUUAUGUCGUAAAUCUCCCAUAUGCUAAAUUAUUCUGAUAUCUACAGUCAGGUCGUUUACCUCCCUGCCUAGUCUACCUACUACAUAUAUAGAGGAUCUUCAGGCAUUUUGUAUUAGUCAAUUAUGUAAUUUGUUACCCACAAGGUCGAUAUCGAACCUAUAUUAAAUGCAACGUUACAGUAUCUAAGUGGAUUAUUUUUAAAGGGUCUCAUUUGUAGCAGUGUUCCAAUGAAAAGCGUUCGUGUUUCAUAGAAGACGAAGAAAAAAAAAACUGAAAAUUAAUAUUCGAUAAUAACGUGAAGAAAUAUUUUUGUACGCCACAAUGCAGUGGCAGCCUGUCAACUUGACAGAAGCGUGUCCCGAGCACGCACACCACUUGUCAUCGUGUACACCCUUCGGGUUCAUAUUCCUGAACCUGGUGGUGCAGCUCUACGGAGGAUCGAGGGACAAGAGGAUCCAACAAGGGAUAGGACGCUGCUAUAAUGAAGAUUAUGAGAUCGAGAUGGAACCGAGAGAGGAGUACGACUUUAUAGUGGUGGGCGCCGGCUCCGCCGGGUGUGUCGUCGCUAAUCGAUUGUCUGCUGUCGAUGAUUGGAAGGUGCUACUAUUAGAAGCUGGAAUAGAACAGCCAGACGUGACCUUGGUGCCUGGGCUGGCGACGACACUUUUAGGGUCUAACAUAGACUGGAGUUACGCCACGGAACCUAACGGCAAGAGCUGUCUGGCGCGCCGAGGACAAUCCUGCGGAUGGCCCAGGGGCAAAGUAAUGGGUGGGUCGAGUUCCAUCAACUCUCUGGCAUACGUUCGUGGCAGCAAGGAGGACUACGACGAGUGGGCAGCCCUCGGUAACGACGGAUGGAGCUACAAAGAUGUGCUGCCAUAUUUUAAGAAAUCCGAGAGGAAUCUCAACAUAGAGGGGCUCAACCGAAAGUAUCAUGGCGUCGACGGAGAACAGUACAUUUCCAGAUACCCAAAUAUUGACAAACCAGCCAUUAUGAUGAUCGAUGCAUUCCACGAAGGAGGCGUGCCCCUUGGAGACUUCAAUGGAGCUCACAGUGACACCACGAUGUACUCGCAAUCUAUAUCUAAAGACGGAGUGCGAGUAUCUACGAAUAAUGCCUUCAUACAACCAAUCAGAUAUAAGCGAAAGAAUUUAACUGUCAAGUCUGAAGCCGAAGUAACUAAAGUCCUCAUAAACAAAAAAAAUGUAGCGUACGGUGUGAGGUACACACUGGACGGUAUGGUCCACACAGCCUAUGCAAAGAAAGAGGUCAUAGUGAGUGCCGGCAGUAUCAACUCUCCGAAGUUGCUCAUGUUGUCAGGUGUCGGUCCUAGGGAACACUUGGAAGAAUUAAACAUUCCUGUUAAGAAAGAUCUAGCUGUCGGAGAGAAUUUACACGACCACGUCACUUUCAAUGGUAUCCUAGUAGUCUUACCCAAUGGUACGGACACUCGAGUGAGUAACGAAGAGAUGCUAGAAGACCUGUAUGAGUACCGUCAGAUGGAACACAAGCACGGGCCGCUUUCAAGCAACGGUCCUAUUAGCGCUAUAGCAUUCAUAAAGACUGAGCCUGAUUUACCGGCACCUGAUAUUCAAUAUCAAAUAGAUCGUGGCUUCUUGAAAGAAUUCGUUCGUCAGCCAGCUCUCUAUGACGAGGUGGUAAUCUACCCUUCAUCGUACUACGAUUGUCUCAUUCCCAGGACAAUGAAUUUGGUUCCUAAGAGUAGGGGUAAACUGUUACUGAACCCGGACGAUCCGAAUGGCAAGCCUUUGAUAUACGCCAACUACUUUGAAGACCCGACUGAUAUUAUACCAAUAGUUAAAGGUGUCAAGUUCCUUAUCGGUUUGGAAAAAACGAGAGCGUUCAGGUCCAUGGGGGCGUAUUUCGAUAAGACACCGUUAAGGGCAUGCAAACAAUACCGGUGGGGUACUGAUAGUUAUAUCGAGUGUUUGGCGAGGUCUUACACGUCGACUACCUACCAUCCUGUAGGAACAUGCAAGAUGGGACCUUCAUGGGACGAGAAGGCAGUUGUGGACCCGCGACUAAAAGUGUACGGAAUAUCGAACUUGAGGGUAAUAGACUCCUCAAUAAUGCCCAUCGUGAACCGAGGUAACACGAACGCUCCUUCCAUCAUGAUAGGAGAGAGAGGCGUGGCCUUUGUACUAGAAGACUGGUUGAAAGAUCGUGACUGUGAUCGUUUUGAUUACGAUUAUGAUUAAAUACUUGUAGUACUAUUUUAUAUUUUUGUUGAUAUUAUAAACGACUUACUUCCACCUAUGA